This is a messenger RNA of Drosophila suzukii, 1150 nucleotides long. RefSeq lists its product as uncharacterized. The record is from RefSeq and is a predicted model, not a curated record. Lineage: Eukaryota; Metazoa; Arthropoda; Insecta; Diptera; Drosophilidae.
ACCCCAUUUCUCGCAGUCAUUCUCGACAGCACCUUUGCUGCGUAAAGUAUAAUUCGACUUUUUUAGUAAAUAUUUUAAAAAAAGAUCUGAGAUGUCCCAACAAAACUCGAAGAAGAUCAACAACGACGAGCAGUGCGUGCGUUGUUCCCAAUGCAUGAAGGUGGUCCGAUGUUCCCGAUAUGAUACCGGUGGUCUGGUCCGCCACAUCGAGAUGGAACACCCGGAGUUGUUCGCGGAUGCCAGUGGCAAUAUCAGGAACAUCCAUAGAAUGCUGUCUUCGGGACGUGGAUCCAGCGGAAGCGGCGGGAGUAUGUCGCAGAUCAGCAAGAUUUUGAAUCCUUCGGAUUCCCACACUGCUGAUGGAUUGGAGUACGCUAAAGUCAAGAAGAGGAUCUCUGGAGACCCCACGACUAGAAAAUCCCCGACUCCAACAAUCAAUUUAGCCGCCAAAAAGGCUCAGCCAGGUCCAUGUUCCCAGGCCCAUGCUUCUAGAAAACCAAAGGAUAAUAACCCAUUUGGAACACCCAAGGAUCUGUCGAAAAACAAGAACAAUUCAUAUCCGAAGACCAAGGAUCAUACGGGUCCAGCAACCAAGACUCUGCCAUAUCCAAAACCCUGGAAUGCCCUAUGUCCCUGUGCCGAGGAGGAUAUGAAGGUCCUCCGUCAGAUGUACUUCAAGGACUCCGUGAACAAGUGGUGUGCUUACGAGGGAAGUCUCUUCUGCCCGGCCUGCUGUUACAAAAGACGUCCGGUGGUCAAGAGUGCCUCCGAUCUGAAUUCCGGAUGCUGCUCCUGGCUAAAGUGCCUAUUUCCAUGCCUAUCCCCCCCGAUGAGCGGGAGUAUGUCUUCUGUGCCCAAUGCAAGACCUUUUUGGGCAUCUACACUCGCAGAACUAAUAGCCUCAAACCGAACCAGGAAUAUGCCUAGAAACUUGUGUCACAGAACUUAUGUGCUUUCCGUUUUAUUCCUUCCAAAUUUUUCGUUUAAAAAAACCAUUUUCGUGCUACAUCGCACUACAAAUUAAUUGGAAAAAGUAACUCUUGGUUAUGAUUGUCACACAAUUUGAUUGCUCUCUAACUGCAAGUCGCAAACUCAGUUACGUGUUUAAAAAUAUAUGUUUGCAAAUUAAAAAAGUAAAUGUAUACCAUAA